UUCGUUUCACAGUCGACCACAAACCGCGAAAAGAAAAUUCGAGUCAACCACACAAAUUAUAGGCAUCUCCAGCAUUAUUUUCACCUGGCCCAAAACAAAAUAAUAACUUGCCAUUCAUCAUUGGGCACACCUGGCACAACCUCAUACUCAUGCAUAAAGAACUACUUUACGCAAUGCCUCCCCCCCAAAACAUCGGUUCUUUACACCUGUCUGCCGCUCCUAACGUCACUGCUGAAGGUGACCUUACUUAAACCACCGCAUUCCCUUGACUCUUCCGUCAGCAGUCGCUCUCAACGCAAGGAAGGAAGGAGACCCGCAGAACCGCAACUGAUGGAGGAAAAUAAGUUCCAUCAAUGUCGUUCUCAGUGCUACCGGUUUUUCAAGGCGCUUUUGUGUGCGGUCGUGUUGCUGACGAUAUCGACGGCCAUGCAUUUUCAGUCCAUUGAGAGUUCAUUUCCCGGAGCCGGUUUUCAAACGGAGUUCUUGAAGAGGCAAAAUCCCGUUAAGAAGCUGGACUUGCCUUUACGAAAUUAUACAAUCCCAAGAUGUAAUUGUACCAGGGAGGGUUUCGACAUCAAGGGUCUUCUCACGGAGCAGCACGCGGCCAGAGAACAGCCGGAAGUCUUCCCAUCCUGGUUCCUGAACCGCUUUGACUUCGAGGGAGAAUCCACGUGUUCCGAUUUCUCCACUCAGCGCGGAAAAAAACAGCGAGUCCUUUCCUACUCUUACUACACAAUAAACGGGAGCCCGGAUUACUUCAGGUAUUUGAGUCAGCUGCACGGAACCGCCAAGGACGUGGAAAGAUUCUACCCCGGGUGGGUCAUGAGGAUUUACCACAACGUCACUUCCACGGACGCUUUCGGACACAGGGAGCUCUGUCGCCUCUACUGCGAGAAUGACCACGUGGAUCUCUGCCACAUCCACGAUCUCCCGCAACUUGGAAAUUUAAACAAGCGAGGCGUCGUGGGUCGGAUGUGGCGUUUCGCUGUGAUGGGCGACCCGACCGUGGAGGUUUUCCUCAGUCGCGACGCUGAUAGCUGGGUGCUGGCCCGGGAGGCGGCAGCCGUGAGCGAGUGGCUCCAGUCGGGUCGGUCUUUCCACGUAAUUCAUGACCACCCUGUACACAAAGCAUUGAUGAUGGCAGGUCUCUGGGGCGCCAUCAACAAAAACCGGAUUUUAAUGAGGAGAAUGAGGGACAGGAUGUUCAACAGCCCGAAGAACUUAGACAAAGCGUACGACCAGCGACUCCUUCUAAAUAUCGUAUGGCCUGUAGUAAAGGAAGACGUUGUGAACCACGACAGUUACACGUGCCUACACCCUACGCACGUCAACGCCAGGCCCUUCCCGACGAGGAGGGAGGACAACAAGUACUGCGGCUGGGGAAUCUCCAAGGGCGGCGCCAGUAGGAAGAUAGCGAAAAAAUCAUGUCCUGUCGCUUGCCGCCCGAUAGACCACCCCGAAUGGACCAAAUGCUGAGGAUGGCCGGAUGCUGCGUGAAGGGGGGGGAACACUGGUCCUCUUUAUCUCGCAAUCUUUAGACUUUUGUGUCAUCUCUG
Molecule: messenger RNA, 1556 nt
Organism: Penaeus monodon (black tiger shrimp)
Lineage: Eukaryota; Metazoa; Arthropoda; Malacostraca; Decapoda; Penaeidae
Exons: 8
Coding region: 331-1476 (381 amino acids)
Source: RefSeq, a predicted model, not a curated record